ACUACGAGUUGCUUUUUGAGGUUAUAAUAACAAAGAUGUAAACAUUAAUGUACGUAAAAUUAAAACCGAAAUAUGUUAUUUAUAAUUAAAAACUGCCAUAAAAUAAAGCAACAAAUUAUAUGUAAAGUAUGUCGCUUACAACAUAGUACUCAGUUAAAAGGAGGUAGUACCGAAAGCCCCCGAAAAAAUGUGGAAGAACUUAUUAAAAAACUCGACAAGAAGAUAUUAUUUAGCAGUUACAUGAACGUGAAGUACUCGCAUCUGAAGUUUACAAAAGGGAAAACAGUGUCCGAGAAGCUGCGGCAUUUAGAAGAGGAUAAUCUGAAGAGUCUUCGUUUCGUCCAGCCCCUACCAGUUUACUUAAAAUAUAGGGAUGGAGAACAGGAGGAUCUUGAAUCGUCUAAAGUCGAUUGCAGUCCUGACGUGGUCCAAUUCCCCUUCAGCGUCACCCAUACAGAAAUUGCUUCUGAUACUAAUGGACAACCUGAGGAUUUGUUGGAAACCGAAGCUCCAUCAGAAGCUGCUAUUUCUGAAGUUAAGAAAAGGGAAGAGUUACUAAAAGAAAGAAAACAAAAAUGGAUGUCAGCGUACGAGAACUACCCCUAUGACUUGAUGCAGGAGCAAGACGAGAUAGAUGAUGACAAUUCCUUCACUCCACUAGUGAACUAUGGGACCCCUGAUCCAAAAUCCAGAAUCAGCAAAAUUCCCUGUGGAGGUUGCGGGGCCUUUUUACACUGCAAAGACGCCUCCAUCCCCGGAUAUAUUCCGUCAGAAAUCUUCAAAACUUUCCGCACCCACGAAGUGGAAGAGAUACGCAGUAUCGUGUGUCAACGUUGCUAUUUCCUCAAGGAAUUCAACACCGCCCUUCAAGUACGAGUAUCACCCGACGAGUACCCCAAAGUGCUCGAAGUGAUAAGACGCGAGAAAGCAUUGAUUUUGUUACUGAUCGACCUGCUGGACUUCCCGUGCUCCAUAUGGCCUGGCAUAACUGACAUAAUAGGCAGGAAGAAGCCAGUAAUGAUCAUCGGUAACAAGGUUGAUCUCCUCCCCUCCGAUAGCAGCUCGUAUUUGACACGUAUUAAGACCGUUUUAACUGAAAGCGUAAAAGAAAUGGGAUUGGAAGCCACCAACGUGGUACAUACCGCCCUUAUAUCGGCUCUGACCGGUUGGGGGGUGGAGGAGCUAAUCACAAAGAUCCACAGCGUAUGGGGAACAAAGGGGGACAUCUACCUGGUCGGAUGUACCAAUGUGGGAAAGUCCAGUUUGUUCAACGUUUUGCUCCAAUCCGACUUUUGUAAAGUCAAAGCGUCUGAUUUGAUCCACAGGGCAACGACAAGUUGCUGGCCGGGUACUACCCUGAAUCUGCUGAAGUUCCCGAUCCUCAGGCCUUCAGGAUGGCGCUUGUACGUACGCACCAAACGUCUUAAUUCGAGUAACAGGAUCGCGGCCAUGGAACGUAGGCUGAGAAAGGAGAUGCUGAAGCAAACGAGAAAUCCCAAAUACGCAACGUUGAUUGGCCACAUAGAUAAAACAUUUUCGGAAAAUGGAAUGGAGAAGCAACGUGAAUUUUCUUCCCCGGAACAGAUGGGAAUCGACGCGACUGAUCCCGAAUACGCUAUGGGGAAAUGGUGUUACGAUACACCGGGUGUUGUCCGGCCAGAUCAAAUAAUCCACCUUCUCACUACCGAAGAGUUGACCAAAACCUUGCCCAAAAAGCUCAUAAGGCCAUACACCAUUCGAGUAAAACAAAAUAGUACCGUUUUUAUCGCUGGUUUAGCCCGGUUGGACUAUUUAAAAGGUCCCGAUAGCGUUCUUCUGACAAUAUUUCGUUCAGAACAUCUCCCUAUUACGGUCUGUAAGACCGAGGAUGCGGAGGAGUUGUACGAAACGUUUGUCGGGACGGAGAUGCUUUCGGUACCAGAAGGUACUGACCAACGGUUACGGGAAUGGCCGGGAUUAAAAGCGGGCGAUUCGAUGACGAUAGACGGAAUCCAUUGGGAUGUUUCUUGUGGUGAUAUAGUGUUAUCUAAUGCGGGAUGGAUUACAGUGACUUUCGGCGGUGACGUAAAAGCUGAAUUCAAACCAUGGACACCUGAAGCCCGAGGGAUAUUUUUACGGAAAAGUUUAUUGCCGUUUGCAGUUACACUAAGAGGGAAGAAAAUUAGAAGAAGUUUAGCUUAUACGUCAAAUAAAAUAUUCAUUGAAUAA
This is a messenger RNA of Agrilus planipennis (emerald ash borer), 2208 nucleotides long. Its product is annotated as nitric oxide-associated protein 1. Bases 73 to 2208 code for a protein of 711 amino acids. NCBI's taxonomy places the organism in Eukaryota, Metazoa, Arthropoda, Insecta, Coleoptera, Buprestidae. The record is from RefSeq and is a predicted model, not a curated record. Gene Ontology annotation, molecular function: GTP binding. The transcript is spliced from 2 exons.